Coregonus sp. 'balchen' is the source of this 1149-nucleotide messenger RNA. Lineage: Eukaryota; Metazoa; Chordata; Actinopteri; Salmoniformes; Salmonidae. The record is from the annotation of a GenBank genome assembly.
AUGUCCCAGCUCUUCUUUGGAAAGCCAGCCCCUACCUCUCAGUCUACACCAAAACCCGGUCAUCAUCAUCCCUCAUCACCCAUGGUAAAUGAAGGAAAAAAUUUGAAUGUCCAGCUCAAACUUGGGCGGCAGGUAGCUUAGUGGGUAAGAGCGUUGUGCCAGUAACUGAAAGGUCGCUGGUUCUAAUCCCCGAGCCAACUAGGUGAAAAGUCUGUCGAUGUGCCCUUGAGCAAGGCACUUAACCCUAAUUGCUCCUGUAAGUCGCUCUGGAAAAGAGCGUCUGCUAAAUGACAAAAAAAAAAAAAAAAAAAAAACUCUGAAUGACUGAUAUCUUGCACCUGUGAAUCCUUUGCUACUUAUUGUUGACAACUGUAUGCUUUCAGAAAAUGUUAUGGUUUGAUUGACAUUUCUCCCUGUAUCCGUAGGACCCUGAUAAAGGACAUGGGCCAGACCAGGACAUCCCUGAUGAGACAUUUUCGUUUGUGACACUGGACGAUAGCCAUGGACAGCAAAGGUAUGGAGUUACUGGGUUUAAAGUAUUAUUCAUUAUGUGUUCUGUUCAGUAUUUAACGUUGUUUUUUUUCAUGGAAGUGAGGACUCCGGCAUCAACAUUUCAAACAUCUCCGAUAGAGGUGAUGUACACAACAGUACUUCCAGCGAGCUCCCAGGUGAGGAGACAACGAAUGUUGUCAGUUCAACGAUAGAGGAGAUAGGGAAGAAGGCCCAGGAUCUGAUUGAGAGAAUCAACCAGAGCCGAGCCAUGGACCAGGAAAUCAUGACCACCUUCGAGAACAAGUUAAUUAAUAAGGUAUCACUGUUCUACUGUUGAGUAAAAAGCACAUGGUCAUAUUUUUCUGUAGUUAAAAAAGAAUGCAUUGAGAUUGAGUCUUAAUGUUUAUGUGGAGGAGUGUGACUGUGACUAGUGUGUAUCUGCGUGUUUGCCGCCCUCCCCAGGUGAGUGAGGUGUGCCAGCAGGUGAAGGAGCAGAUGUUCAGCAGCUAUGAGGAGCAUGGCUGUGGGAUGGAGGCUAAUCUGCAGGAGCUGUCUGAGGUGCUGGAGAGGAGCAGUCAGCUCAGUAUGGAGCUGCAGGGAGCCAGUCAGACCUUAUCAGCCAUCAACAACAGCCUGCAGCAGACAGCUGAGCACUGA